CUACUGCUACUCCUCCUCUUCUUGUUGGGCGAGAUGGGUAACAACUUGCAAUGUGGGAAUGGGGGAAAGAACAAGAAGAAGAUCAAAGGAUCUGUUGUGUUGAUGAAGAAGAAUGUCUUGGAUUUUAACGACUUGCACUCCUCAGUACUCGACCGAGUUCAUGAGUUCUUGGGAAAAGGAGUUUCAUUGCAACUCAUCAGUGCUGUUCAUGGCGACCCAGAUAAGGAGAUGCGGGGAAAGGUUGGAGCACCAGCAUUCUUAGAGCAAUGGAUCACAAAAAUUACCCCAUUAACUGCUAGAGUAUCUACUUACAAGGUCACAUUCCACUGGGAUAUUGAAACCAUGGGAAUACCUGGAGCUUUCAUCAUCAAGAACAUGCACCACAGUGAGUUCUACCUCAAGACUGUCACACUUGAAGACGUUCCGGGGAAGGGUCGUGUCCACUUUGUCUGCAAUUCUUGGGUUUACCCAACUAAGCGUUACAAAUAUGAUCGUGUUUUCUUCGCUAACCAGACCUUCCUACCAAGAGAUACACCAGAGCCUCUAUGUAAGUACAGGGAAGACGAGCUUGUGAAUCUAAGAGGAGAUGGGACAGAAGAGCUCAAGGAAUGGGAUCGAGUCUAUGACUAUGCUUUCUAUAACGAUCUGGGGGAUCCUGACAAGGGACACAAAUAUGCACGCCCUAUUCUUGGAGGUUCAACUGAAUACCCUUACCCACGCAGGGGAAGAACAGGUCGAAAACCUACAAAGACAGAUCCUAACUCUGAGACCAGAAUACCACUGUUACUGAGUCUGAACAUUUACAUUCCAAGAGAUGAACGGUUUGGUCACUUGAAGUUGUCAGAUUUCCUUGCAUAUGCUUUGAAAGCCUUAGUUCAGUUUCUCCUCCCAGAGCUAAAAGCUUUCUGUGAUAGCACUCCUAAUGAGUUUGACACCUUUCAAGAUGUAUUAGACCUCUAUGAGGGAGGGAUCCAACUCCCUAAUGGCCCAACACUAGACAAAGUUAAGGACGCAAUCCCCUUGGAGCUUCUAAAGGAACUCUUUCGCUCAGAUGGUGAAAGACUCCUCAAAUUCCCUACUCCGCAAGUGAUCAAAGAGGAUAAGUUUGCUUGGAGAACAGAUGAAGAGUUCGCACGAGAAAUGCUUGCUGGAGUGAACCCUGUUUGCAUAUGCCGUCUUGAAGAGUUUCCCCCUACCAGCAAACUGGAUCCCAAUGUAUAUGGCAACCAGAAUAGUUCAAUAACUAAAGAUCAUAUUGAGGAGAAGUUAAAUGGUCUAACAAUAGACGAGGCCAUUAAGAAGAACAAGCUCUUCAUACUGAACCAUCAUGAUACAUUGAUGCCAUACCUGAGACGUAUAAACACCACUUCCACGAAGACUUAUGCAACCAGAACACUCCUAUUCUUGAAAGACGAUGGAACAUUGAAGCCACUGGCAAUUGAGCUGAGUCUACCACAUCCAGAUGGUGACCAACAUGGUGUAAUUAGUGAGGUCUUCACUCCUGCUGAACAAGGUGUUGAAGCCUCAGUAUGGCAGCUAGCUAAAGCUUAUGCAGCGGUGAAUGACUCCGGUGUUCACCAGCUCAUCAGUCACUGGUUACAUACCCAUGCAGUGAUGGAGCCAUUUGUCAUUGCGAUAAAUAGACAAUUGAGUGUGCUUCAUCCGAUCCAUAAGCUUUUGCAGCCUCACUUUCGGGAUACCAUGAACAUAAAUGCCUUGGCUCGGCAAAUCCUCAUCAAUGCUGGUGGAGUGGUGGAGCAUACAGUUUUCCCAGCAAAAUUUGCAAUGGAAAUGUCUGCUGUGGUUUACAAGAGCUGGGUUCUCACCGAGCAGGCACUGCCUGCAGAUCUCAUGAAAAGGGGGAUGGCAGUUCCAGACUCAAACAGUCCUCAUGGCCUCCGCCUGUUGAUCAAGGACUACCCUUAUGCUGUUGAUGGCCUUGAAAUCUGGUCAGCCAUUGAAGCGUGGGUCCAUGAAUACUGCUCUUUCUACUACCCCAAGGAUGAGAUGAUCCGAAGCGACUUUGAACUCCAAUCCUGGUGGGCCGAGCUCCGUGAUGUAGGCCAUGGUGACAAAAAGGAUGAGCCGUGGUGGCCCAAGAUGCAGACGGUUGCUGAGCUAACGCAGACAUGCACCAUCAUCAUAUGGAUAGCUUCAGCUCUCCAUGCAGCUGUUAAUUUUGGCCAAUACCCAUAUGCAGGUUACCUCCCGAACCGCCCAACCAUAAGCCGUCGCUUCAUGCCUGAACCAGGUUCUCCAGAGUAUGCUGAGCUUGAACAGAACCCUGACACAGUAUUCUUGAAAACAAUUACAAGCCAGCUCCAAACCCUCCUAGGUAUAUCCCUUAUUGAGAUUUUGUCCAGGCAUUCUUCUGAUGAGGUCUAUCUUGGGCAGAGAGACACUCCUGAGUGGACAUCAGAUGCAGCACCACUGCAAGCUUUUGAGAGAUUUGGGAAGAAGCUUGUACAGAUUGAAAAUAGGAUCAUAGAGAUGAAUAAUGACAUAAAGUGGAGCAAUAGAGUAGGGCCUGUCAAGAUGCCAUAUACCUUGCUCUAUCCAGACACUUCCAAUUAUACUAGUAUUGGCGGGCUAACUGGGAGAGGAAUACCCAAUAGUGUUUCAAUCUAAAGCUGUAUGAGGUGUUAUAGUUCCAAAGUAGUUGGUCUUUCAGCAACUAGGAUUUCUUAGUUGAGUGGUAGAGUGGAUCUGUGUAUGUCACAUGGUAAAAAGUAUUACAGGUAUAUAUUUUAUACACAAGCUGUAAAUCUAUGUGAGUCUUCUAAA
Molecule: messenger RNA, 2784 nt
Organism: Telopea speciosissima
Lineage: Eukaryota; Viridiplantae; Streptophyta; Magnoliopsida; Proteales; Proteaceae
Product: probable linoleate 9S-lipoxygenase 5
Exons: 9
Coding region: 34-2628 (864 amino acids)
Biological process (GO): lipid oxidation
Molecular function (GO): metal ion binding; protein binding; oxidoreductase activity, acting on single donors with incorporation of molecular oxygen, incorporation of two atoms of oxygen
Source: RefSeq, a predicted model, not a curated record